UCUCCUUCCACCCACGGCCACCUCCCAGUCGCAGCCAGCCAGCCACCAAGCAACCGUUCUCUCUCUGCAGCCGGUCGCAGAAGCAAGCUAGAUAGAGAGAGAGACAGAGAGGGAGGGUGAUGAGGCCGGAGAGGGGUGCAGGCGGUGUCGCGGCGGAGCUGACGGCGGGCGGCGGCGGGCGGCCGAGCCUGUGGCGGACGCCGACACCGUACCUCUUCCUGGGCUUCGUGCUCAUGAUGGGUCUCAUCGUGGCGGCGCUGCUCGUGCUCGUCUGCGCGCGCCGCAACGCGGCGCGGCGCGGGGCCGGCGGCGGCGAGGGGAAGGCGGCGUCCGUGCGCGGGGUGCUCGUGCCCCUCGACCGGGAGGCGCCCGGGGUCGUCGUCAUCAUGGCCGGCGACGCCCUGCCGUCCUUCCUCGCCAGCGCCAAGCCGCUCGCCUCCCUCGCCGCUCCCCGCGCCGGCGGCGCCGACGCCGUGUAGGCGCAACAUCGAGAACCACCCGCGCGGCGAACAGAGCGGCGACGCGGGGCCAAUUUUGCCGAGAAAUGUUGUUUUCUUUGCUUUUUUUCUUUUUGUUCUUUGGUUCGGAGUUCUUCUUCCGUGCCGUGAGACGAGAGAGCGCCCAGCUGCCGGCGGCGGCGUCUGCGGCGGCGGUUGCGGCGGCGGCGGCGGCUUUGAGUGGGAUCUGUGAAACGAAGUUUGGUUUGGUUUGUUCCGGCAGACGCAAAAGCUUCCAGCUUCAAUAAACGCGUGCGGUCUUUUUUUGUU
Panicum virgatum (switchgrass) is the source of this 767-nucleotide messenger RNA. Its product is annotated as protein GLUTAMINE DUMPER 4-like. Lineage: Eukaryota; Viridiplantae; Streptophyta; Magnoliopsida; Poales; Poaceae. Gene Ontology annotation, biological process: regulation of amino acid export. The record is from RefSeq and is a predicted model, not a curated record. The coding region runs from base 120 to 479 and encodes 119 amino acids. The transcript has a single exon.